AUGAAUAAUCUGGUGGGUAUAUACAGUACAUAUAAGGUAAACUGUUAACCACAGUAUUAUUAAGUCAGUGUUGGUGCAGAUAUAGCUCAAAAUUAUAAUUGUUCUUCUGUAAAAUAUCAAAAAUCUGUUCUUGUCAAAAGCCACCAAAAAGCUUAUAAAGUUCUGUCAUUUUUACACCAGUUUUGAUGCAAUUGGUCAUUUAAAAAAAAAAAAAAACCAGAUGCAUGAAGCUCCUUCUCAUUAGAGAGCUUUUGAAAAUAUUCAGGUCCACACAGAGAGUGGUACAUUGGGGCAAUCCAAGAUUUCUCCUAAAUUAUUACAUUGGGUAUGGAUGAAAUGGUUGUAAUCCUCCUAAGGAAGUAAGUCCCACUGAACACAGCAGAGUAUACUUCCGAGUAAACAUGGGUAGGAUCAAACUCUAGAGCUCAUUGAACUGAGGGUGCUUCUAGAUGACUUGCUUAUUGAACUUUCAUCCUAAUUUGUUUAAGAAGUGACCUAUCCAUCUUGCUUGGAAUUCAUGUUUUCUCCACUUUUUCAUGGGUGAGGGGACACAUUUUGCCUAGAUUAACAUCCUGUUAUGUUACAAGAAACCAUCUGUUUUCUAUUAGAUUUUCAUCUUUUUGUGAUUUAUGAAGCUGCACGCUGUGCCAUAAUGCGUGGAAUCUCGGAGCAAAAGAAACAGAAAGGUUUGGGGCAUGUAGUAUAGACUAGAGGACUCCCAAAAAGGAAAUAACAUAUCUCUUCAAUUUGGGGUUUUAUUGGAUUGGAUUAAUACAUUUUUUACUUCAUUGUCAUUUGUGUGCUGGAAAUUUUUACAUAGACAUUUUACCUGAAAUUUGUAAAGGCCAAUGGUUUGCAGAAUAAGCCUGAUAAAGAGCAUGGUAACUAGCCAGUAGGCAGCAUCACUCAGUGGUUGCUGAAGGACCGUGUGUAUUUGUUUGUUUGUUGUGUGCACGCAAUAGUAGAAUUGGGAAUAGGAGCACAGCUAUUCCAGUCUAACUAUAUUUCAGGGCUUUGUUUCAGUGUUCGUAUCCAACAUGUUACAUAGUGCUUUAAAAAAUGCAGAGCUUUCAUCAAGAUUUCUACUGUAUUAUAUAAGCAAUCUCGUUAUAAGUGUGCAGCCUUUUUAGAAGGGGUGUGACUCCAUGAGGAAGAACCAAGGAAACAUUGUGUCCCCAUUCCAGACAAAUUUAGACUGCAAUCCUGUGCCUGGGAGUAAGCCUCAUUGAACUCAACGGGACUGACUUUUGACUAGACAUAUAUAGGAUUGCAUAGUUAGUUGGGCCUAGGUUUCAUUUAAAUUCAUGGGUCACCGGUUAGUCACAAUUGACUUGACCCAUAUAUUGCAAUGGCUCAUCAGCAUGGCUUUCUCUGGAUCAGAACCCCUGAGAACAAUCACAAAAUUAGACAGUAACUUUGAGAAGCAUUGUUUUGGCUUCAUACUCUAUCUACAGAAGUUGUUAAGAAUAAAUCCCAGAAGGGUGUAAUGAAUGAACUCCUCAACUCCUAGAUAUGCAGAUUGGGAUGCUGGGCGUGAUCCUGCACUUCCUUUUUCCAGAUUGCUCCCUUUGGCAUUUUUCAAAAGCACUAAAUUACUUGUUACGUGUACACAUUAUGUAAUACAUAUGUUUGUGUUCUCCCAAAGAUGGGUCAGCCCUGUUGAAACAGAAAACAAUCCUUUUAUCAGCUCAAGCACCAAGCAAAAUAGUGUUUAUGUUGUCUUCAAAACAUAAGCAUUCCAAAUGGUGUCACUUAGCCAUCUGUGCUGUUUUGCUUCACAGACAGAAACACCCUCCCCAAAGCAACUGCUAGACCAAACUCGGCUAAAUGUGAUUUUAAAAUAUGCAUCUUUGCAGUUGAUUUAAAAGGGGUGAAAUGCUUAUGGUACCUAAUGGAAGUGCUUGAUUGUGUUGAUGUAGGUAAAACGUUGACAUGUCUGCAUCAGAUCUUUCAUAAUCAGAGAAUGCAGUCUCCUGUCGUUUUCCAUAAUAGAUCAAACACCAAGCUUGCAGUCUUCCCUUUCCCUCAUGAAGGACACUGCCAGACUGCCACACUUUUGUUUGACUCUCAUCCUGUGCCCAAGAAGGGUGCACCUUUAUAACCCACCACACAAAUACAGGUACAUUGCCGUAAAGAGCACUAGCUAAAUUGCCCUCUAACAAAUGCCAAAGCUUGUGCUGCUUUUUUAUUGUUCCAGAAGGAGUUUAUUGUAGGAUGGAUGCGUGCUGCUCACGCAAGGGCACUGUGAUAUCUAAAUGGCACCACGAAGCCAGUUUUAAAUGGCAAGAAAACAGCAACGACUUGACGGUGGCGUCGUAUAACCUCCGCUCAAACGAGGGCGAUUGCUCGUCUGGAAGCGACGGGGGAACCUCCGCUGGCCAUAACAGAGAAGCUCUGCUAGCGGCUGUGCCCUCUCUGGCAACUAAGAGAGAUUUAAUUCCUGCCAGCAGAGGGCAAUGGCGGGGCCCAGAGAGGUCUAUCGACACCCCACACUUCCCCCAUAUUCCAAGUCUAGAUAGCAGCGAAGAAUAUGAAUGAAUCUGGAAUGUGUACUGAGCGCGCUUCUGGGUUUGUAAGCCGUUUCCUUUUCUUCUAGCACAUCGCGUGCCCUUUCCUCACCGCUGCUGAAGGCCAGGCUCCGGCUGGCAGAAGCCCGGGAGGAGCAAGGCGGCAGCGCGCGCGGCGUUGCAUCAGUCGGCUUCCUGCAGGAGCGGGGAGGGCUCUGGGCAUGCGGACAUUCAAAGUGACUUUGCCGUUCGGGCUGCUCGAUGACGCGAGCGCUCGCGGGAUGGGAGUGUCCGUCUGGCUCCCCGCCGAAGUGACGUCUUCCCAGGCACCGCGGGUCAUGUGA
Molecule: messenger RNA, 2851 nt
Organism: Podarcis lilfordi (Lilford's wall lizard)
Lineage: Eukaryota; Metazoa; Chordata; Lepidosauria; Squamata; Lacertidae
Source: the annotation of a GenBank genome assembly